Dermatophagoides farinae (American house dust mite) is the source of this 2519-nucleotide messenger RNA. RefSeq names its product acetyl-coenzyme A synthetase-like. The record is from RefSeq and is a predicted model, not a curated record. Gene Ontology annotation, molecular function: AMP binding; acetyl-CoA synthetase activity. Lineage: Eukaryota; Metazoa; Arthropoda; Arachnida; Sarcoptiformes; Pyroglyphidae.
AAUUCAAAUAUAAAAUCAGCUAACAUAUCAAUAUUGAAAAUUUCGAUCGAUUUAUUAUAUAUUGUUUGACUGUGAUUGUGCUAAAUUCGAACCAAUCAAUAAAAAAAAUCUACUUCAGGAAAUAAUUUCAAUCGAAAAAAAAGAAAAGCGAAAAAAAUGUCUGAAUUUUGCGAUGAAUCAAUACAAGAAAUUAUUCGUAAAUCUUUAUUGGAAAGUAUGGCACAAGUGGAACGUGUUCCAUUACAAAAAUUUGAUUCAAAUAAAGCAAAUGAAAAUAUGCGUCAAUAUGAACAAUAUCAACGAAUGUAUGAACAUUCAAUUAAAUCACCAGGAACAUUUUGGAAACAGAUUGCAACCGAUUUCUAUUGGACAACACCAUUACCAUUAACAUAUCAUAAAAUUUUGGAAUAUAAUUUUGAUUAUAAAAAUGGACCAAUUAAAGUGGAUUUCUUCAAAGGAAUGAAAACAAAUAUUACAUACAAUCUAUUGGAUCGUGUAAUUAAUUGUGGAUUCGGUGAACGUAUUGCUUAUCAUUGGAUAGGGAAUGAUUUGAAUGAAAAGAAAAAAAUUACCUAUUCUGAAUUGAAAAAUCAAGUUUGCCGUUUAGCUAAUUAUCUAAAACAAACAUUGAAAAUUGGCAUUGGUGAUCGUGUGGCUAUUUAUUUACCAGUUACGAUUGAAUUGAUUAUUUCAAUGUUGGCUUGUGCAAGAAUCGGUGCCAUACAUACUGUAGUGUUUGCAGGUUUCAGUGCCAAUGCGUUAGCAGAACGUAUGAUAAAUGCCAAAUGUAAAAUGCUGAUCACGGCUGAUGCAUCAUUUCGUGGUGAUAAAUUUUUACAUUUUCAGCCAAUCAUAGACAAUGCCAUACAGAAUUGUUUGGCCAAAAAAUGCGAUAUACAGACAAUAAUCAUGGUGAAUCGUUUUGAAACUACGGCUAAUCGUCAUAAACAACGAUAUAAUGAUAUAGUUCAAAAACAUCAAUCACCACAUAGUCGAAUGAUCAUUUUAUGGGAUAAAAUUUUAAAUGAUAAGGCCAUCAAUGAUAUAUGUGAACCAGAAUGGGUUGAUGCUGAACAUCCAUUAUUCAUACUUUAUACAUCAGGAUCGACUGGUAAACCGAAAGGCAUAUUACAUACGGUUGCCGGUUAUAUGUUAUCGACAGCAACGGCAUUCAAAUAUGCAUUCAAUUAUCAUGAUGGUGAUGUAUUCUUCUGUACAGCUGAUAUUGGUUGGAUUACUGGUCAUACGGCAAGUGUUUAUGGUGCAUUAGCUAAUGGUGCAACCAUUAUUGUAUAUGAAGGUAUUCCUACGCAUCCAAGGGUAGAUCGUUUUUGGAUGAUUCUGAAUGAAUAUAAAGUGAAUAUUUUCUAUACAUCACCGACGGCCAUACGAUCAUUGAUGAAAUUCGGUGAACGUUAUGUAAAAUCAUAUUCAAUGCGUGAACUACGAUUAAUUGCAUUAGUUGGUGAACCAGUUAAUCGACAUACAUGGUUCUGGAUCUAUCGUUAUAUUGGCAAGGAAAGUUGUCCAAUUGUGGAUACAUAUUUUCAAACUGAAACUGGUGCACCAAUGAUUUUUCCCGUGCCAUAUAUUGUGGAUCUGAAGCCUGGAUCAGCGACAAUACCUUGGUUUGGAGUUGUACCGGUAAUCCUUGAUGAUAAUGGCAAAGAAAUUACCGGAACUGAUCAAGGAAAUUUGGCAUAUAAACAAGCAUGGCCAGGAAUGGCUCGAACAAUCGAUGGUGAUGCGGAAAUAUUUGAGACAACAUAUUUUAAAAAAUUUCCCGGAUAUUUUUUUACCGGUGAUGGCGCUUUCCGUGAUACAGACGGUCAUUAUUGGAUUACCGGUCGUAUUGAUGAUCUACUAAAUGUAUCCGGACAUUUAUUAUCUACAGCAGAAGUUGAAGCAGCAUUAUUAAAUGAUAAAAGAUUGGCUGAAGCAGCAGCUGUUGCUAUUCCACAUACGAUAAAAGGACAGGCUAUUUGUGCAUUUAUUGUUCUUAAACAAGGAUAUUCUGUAUUUGAUUUAGUCUUUCAAAAUGAAUUAAUUGCCAUAGUUCGACAAGAAAUUGGUCCCAUAGCAACGCCUGAAAUUAUAUUAAAUGUACGUUCAUUACCGAAAACACGUUCAGAUAAAAUUAUGCGUCGUGUACUUGCAUUGGUUGCUAAAGGUGAACGGAAAAAUUUCGGUGAUCUAUCCACAAUUGCCGAUGAAGCUAUUCUUGAUCAUCUAAUUAAAGUUCGUGCUGCAUAUCGACCGGUUACUGCAACAUUAUCUUCGUCCAAACCAACUCCAACAUCAACAACAACAACAGCAACGACGACGACGACGACGGCGGCGGCGGCAGCGCCGGCAACGACAAUUUCAUCGAUUAAUGAUAAAAAUCAAUCAUCAAUUCAAUAAAAGAAAAUUAAGGUGAACUUUUUUUUCUACGAUAAAUUCCAAAAAUAUUUCAAAGAUAUCUAAUUCUUGAAUGUGUCUAAUUUACUUAGAAAAUAAAAUAGAAAAUUCAAUCAAAA